This is a messenger RNA of Priapulus caudatus, 849 nucleotides long. Its product is annotated as E3 ubiquitin-protein ligase RNF126-B-like. Lineage: Eukaryota; Metazoa; Priapulida; Priapulimorpha; Priapulimorphida; Priapulidae. The transcript has 8 exons. The record is from RefSeq and is a predicted model, not a curated record. The annotation marks the transcript as partial.
AUGGCUGAAGCUGUUGCUGUUGAACCUAAUGUUUCCGGAUUCUUUUGCCACAAAUGCCUUUUAGAAAUCAAUGCGAAAUUACCGGAUACACGUCUGUUUGACACGUUCUUCGACCUGAGUGACAACGCGAGUCGCGACGACAACGACGACAACGACGAGCUGGCGGCGGUUGCGGCGGCGCACGUGCGCGACGGACCGUCACAGAACACGCGGUCACGGACGCGGCGAGAGCUCGGCACUGCCGCCGCCGGCCAGCGGCGACGGAGGAACACGCCCGGCGGGAGAGCGGACGCGACGACGCCGCUAGAAAUGUUGCUUCAUCAAAUUCUGGGCGGGUUGACAGGAACUGCGGUGUUCACGUCUGGCAGUGGCGGGAUGCCGUUGUUUCUAAACCUUCACGGUGAGCCGGGUGACUACGCGUGGGGCCACGGAGGACUCGAUUCCAUCAUCACGAGGUUACUCAAUCAGCUAGAUGGAGCAGGCCCUCCGCCUGCACCUGAACACACUAUUGACAAGUUGCCUAGAGUCAACAUCACUCCAGACCAAGUCGCGCGGACGCUACAGUGCUCCGUCUGCAUGGAGGAGUUUGUGCUGGCAGAAGAAGUGACGCAGUUGCCCUGUGAUCAUCACUUUCAUUCGGACUGUAUCGUGCCCUGGCUGAAACUGCAUGGCACGUGCCCGAUCUGCAGGCUGAGUCUGUCGCCGCAGGAGGACAGCAAUCGGCAAGAGACAGACAUGGCGGAUGGCAGCUCAGCUGCAUCAUCUACAGAUGACGGCUCCAACCUUGGCGUGGUGGGUGCGGAUGCCGCGCUUGGCAGAUGGAGCAUGAAUGACGGCAGCCAGCAAGAC